GGAAUUUUAAACGAAUUAGAAAUUAGGAAACACUGGGUUACAUUAAAGUUAAAAUCACAAGUUAUUUUAAUUUUUACAUCCACAACUAAGGGAAAGCACGGAAUAAAAUGGACAGCUUAUAUGCAAUUUGACGAUAUAGACAUUGCAGAUCACCUAGACAUUCCAUCCUAUACACACAAACAAAUUCAAAUCAGAACAAACAGUGUAACACAAGCAUUUGAAUCAGUAAGCCUCAACAUACACAAGCCAAAAACUACCAUCCUCAAAUACAACAAGGAGAACAUCAACCAAAUCAAUCAGACUUGAUGGAGAAACACUGCAACAGGUGGAAACUUUCACAUACCUGUCUAAUCAGCAUCGUCGAUGAACAUCGAUGAACAUCGACGCAAUCAUCAAGGUGAGGAUUGACAAAGUAAGCUCAACAUUCCUACAAUUGAAGAACAUAUGGAACUCAAAACAACUGUCAACCAAUAUCGAAGUCACAAUCUUCAAUAUGAACGACAUGACAGUUCUAUUGCGUGGAGCCGAAACUUCGAGAACUACCACAAUCAUUAUCAAAACAGUACAAGUAUUUCUAAACAUUUGUCUACAUAAGAUACUGAAUGUCCGUUGGUUGGAUAUCAUCAUUAACAGCCUACUGUGGGAGAGAACAAACCAGCCUCCAUCUGAAUAGGAAAUGAGGAAACAACGUUGGAGGUGGAUAGGACAUACAUUGAAGAAAUUUCAUACAGAAAUUUACGAAACUGCAUCACGAGAGGAGUGCCAACUUGAAAUUCUGUAGGGAAAUACAAUAGAGGAAUAUCAAGUAACAUACUGUUUUUGGAAUCGGAAGCAGAUAUUGAAGUGAUUAAUAGUAUCUGGAAAGGAUCGUCCAGGACAGAGUUGGAUGGUGAAUACUGUUGAUCGGCCUAUGCUUUUCCAUGAGGGGUAACAGGCGUAAUUAAGUAAGCAAGUAAGUUAAUAUAGAAAUUGAUGACAAAUCAUACGACUGAAUAUUGUAGUUUCUGCAAAAUAUGACUGAAAUAAAAAAUAUUUUUUGAAGCUUGAUUGUUUUCAGAUCCCGUCUGACCGUAGUUCUUAACUAACUGAAUAGAUCCUUAUUCGUUAUAUCGAGUUCUAGAUUUAAAAAAUCUGAAAAUAUUAACAUAAUCUCAGUAGUUUGUAAAAGUUUCAAGUAUUCAGCUAGAAAAGGUUUAGUUUAAGUAAAUUUAUUUUCCGAAAUCACCGAUCAAAUCAGAGGUAAUCAAAAUCGUCUAAAAUCUUAUUAUACAAAUUAUAAUUUCUCAUUUCUUUAGAUGAAACAAUUAAGUGAUUAGGAUUAGAAUUGAAAAUUGAUCAUUGUGUGAAUUGCAUAUGAGUAGUGUUAAACACGAAC
Schistosoma haematobium is the source of this 1375-nucleotide messenger RNA. RefSeq lists its product as uncharacterized. The annotation marks the transcript as partial. The record is from RefSeq and is a predicted model, not a curated record. Lineage: Eukaryota; Metazoa; Platyhelminthes; Trematoda; Strigeidida; Schistosomatidae. The transcript has a single exon.